CGCACAACCCCUUCAAACCAUAUCUAACCUCAACAAAACCAAGCCUACACCUAACGUUCUUUCCCAACUCUCUAUUUUAUGUGCGUGUUGUUCAACUAGUCUCUUGUACUUCAAACUAUGUCUCCCCUGAUCAGCAACGAUCUAGAGCGGAUUUUCGAGAAGCUUGACAAGAACCGAGACGGGCAAGUGAGUCUCGAGGAGCUCAACUGGCUCCUCGAGAGAAUCGGAGUCGAGUUCAGCCUGCAUGAGCUCGAGUCUCUUGUUGGCAAACCGGGGCUCGACUUCAAUGAGUUCUUGUUCUUCUACAAGUCCAUAUCUGCGCCGGAUAGUAAUGACGGCGACGAUGGUAGUGGUAGUGGCAGUAGUGAUCAUGAAGACGAGAGUGAUCUUGUGAAGGCGUUCAAUGUGUUCGAUGUAAACGGCGACGGUUACAUUUCUUGUGAGGAGCUGGACAGCGUUUUGAGGAGAUUAGGAGUAAUGGAAGAGAAUAGUAGCCGUGACUGCAGAAGUAUGAUUCACGUGUACGACACCAAUUUGGACGGGAUGCUUGAUUUCCAGGAAUUCAAACACAUGAUGUUGCAGAAUACCAUUUCUUAA
Fragaria vesca subsp. vesca is the source of this 597-nucleotide messenger RNA. Its product is annotated as probable calcium-binding protein CML44-like. The coding region runs from base 118 to 597 and encodes 159 amino acids. The record is from RefSeq and is a predicted model, not a curated record. NCBI's taxonomy places the organism in Eukaryota, Viridiplantae, Streptophyta, Magnoliopsida, Rosales, Rosaceae. The transcript has a single exon. Gene Ontology annotation, molecular function: calcium ion binding.